Molecule: messenger RNA, 5283 nt
Organism: Girardinichthys multiradiatus
Lineage: Eukaryota; Metazoa; Chordata; Actinopteri; Cyprinodontiformes; Goodeidae
Gene: sema3fa
Product: sema domain, immunoglobulin domain (Ig), short basic domain, secreted, (semaphorin) 3Fa
Exons: 17
Coding region: 16-2205 (729 amino acids)
Biological process (GO): axon guidance; neural crest cell migration; semaphorin-plexin signaling pathway
Molecular function (GO): chemorepellent activity; semaphorin receptor binding
Source: RefSeq, a predicted model, not a curated record
UACCGGAUCCUUCGCAUGGACGAGGACCACGACCGAAUGUACGUGGGCAGCAAGGACUAUAUCCUGUCUCUGGACCUGCACGACAUCAACAAGGAGCCGCUCAUUAUCCAUUGGCCCGUUGCAUCCCAGAGGAAGACUGAGUGCAUCUUGUCGGGGAAAGACACAAAUGGAGAGUGUGGGAACUUCAUUCGUCUGAUUGAGCCGUGGAACCGGACCCACCUGUAUGUGUGUGGAACUGGAGCAUAUAAUCCUAUCUGCACGUAUGUGGAUCGAGGACGCAGGUCCCAGGGUUUCAGCAACCUACAGGCACUUCAGUCAGGAGGGAGAACGAGUCGAGCAGCAGACUACAGCUCUACAGCUGAGCCUUUGAACAAUAAGGAGUACAUCUUCCGUCUGGAACCUGGUAAAGUGGACUCCGGAAAAGGAAAAUGCCCCUAUGAUCCUAAACUUAACAGUGUUUCUGCCCUGAUCAAUGGAGAGCUCUAUGCAGGAGUCUAUGUGGAUUUCAUGGGAACAGACUCCGCCAUCUUCCGUACUCUGGGGAAGCAGACGGCCAUGAGGACCGAUCAGUACAACUCCAGAUGGUUAAAUGAUCCAACUUUUGUCCAUGCACACCUGAUCCCAGAUAGUGCUGAGAAGAAUGAUGACAAGCUCUACUUCUUCUUCCGCGAGAAAGCCUCUGAGGUUGGCCAGAGUCCCAUGACGCAGUCCAGGAUAGGGCGGAUUUGCCUGAACGAUGACGGUGGACACUGCUGCCUGGUCAACAAAUGGAGCACCUUUCUGAAGGCUCGUCUGAUCUGCUCUGUGCCUGGAGCUGAUGGCAUUGAGACGCACUUUGAUGAACUCAGGGAUGUUUAUAUCCAGCCAACUCAAGACACGAGGAACCCAGUCAUCUAUGGAGUCUUCUCAGUUUCAGGAUCUGUGUUUAAAGGCUCGGCAGUGUGUGUCUACUCCAUGGCCGACAUCCGUAUGGUCUUCAAUGGGCCAUUUGCCCACAAAGAAGGGCCCAACUACCAGUGGGUGGCGUACACUGGGAAAAUUCCCUACCCUCGACCUGGAACUUGUCCUGGAGGUACUUUCACUCCCAACAUGAAAUCCACAAAGGAUUACCCAGAUGAGGUUAUCAACUUCAUGAGAAACCACCCCACCAUGUACAACGCUGUUUACCCGGUGCACAAGCGCCCCCUGGUGGUCAGAACCAACGUGGACUACGAGUUCACCACAAUUGCAGUUGACCAAGUGAGAGCUGCUGAUGGGAGCUAUGAGGUGCUCUUCCUGGGAACAGAUCGUGGGACGGUCCAGAAAGUCAUUGUCUUGCCAAGAGAUGACUUGCAGACAGAGGAGCUGGUUCUGGAGGAGGUUGAGGUGUUCAAGGUUCCCACCCCAAUCACCACUAUGAAGAUUUCGUCUAAACGGCAACAAUUGUAUGUAGGAUCUAUCCUGGGUGUGACCCACCUGGCUCUUCACCGCUGUGACGUGUACGGGGAGGCCUGCGCCGACUGCUGCCUGGCCCGGGACCCGUACUGUGCCUGGGACGGCAAAUCCUGCUCCAGAUACUCCGCCUCACAAAAGAGACGGAGCCGUCGACAGGACGUAAAAUACGGAAACCCAAUCCGCCAGUGCAGAGGUUAUAACUCAAAUGCAAAUAAGAAUACUCUGGAAACAGUUCAGUAUGGAGUGGAGGGCAGCACGACAUUCUUGGAGUGCCAAGCUCGUUCUCCUCAUGUCUCUCUAAAGUGGCACCUGCAGAAGGAAAACAGUGACAGGAGAAAAGAGAUUCGCUCAGAGGGUCGCAUCCUGAAAACCGAUCAGGGUCUCCUCAUCCGCUCGCUGCAGUCCUCCGACAGCGGCAUCUACCAGUGCACGUCGACCGAGAAGAACUUCAAACACACCCUGGUGAAGCUGCAGCUGGUGGUCCUCUCCAGCCGCACAGUCAACAACGUGCUAGUGGAUACAGGCAACCCAGCCCUCCCCCAAAUUCAGUCCAGCGCUUGGACCCCAAGUGUUGGGCAGUAUAAGGACCUGCUGACCAUCCUAAGCCAGCCGGAGAUGGGGCUGAUCAACCAGUACUGCAAGGACUACUGGCAGCACGGGGACGACAGCCUUGGGGACAGCAAAGCCAAAAGCCUGAAGGAGCUGAAGGAGCAGAAGAAGCCUCGCAACCGCCGGCAUCACGAGGACCAGACGAAUCCAGCCGAGACAUGAAGAGUUCAGAUUUACAGCCUGUCACGUACAAACAGCACCCUUUGUCCACCUUCUUGUUUCUCCUCACAACCCUCCAUUUAAGAGAAAUGACUCCAUGAAACACGCCCUGCAAUAGAAAGCAUCAGUUUCUAUGUAACGAUUGGAAGAACAAACAAUAUUUAUUGUAGGUUGUACAAAGUAAUUCUUUAUACCUAUCUAGAAAACAUGUUUUUGUGAAUAGAUCUGUGCAAAUAAUGUUAUAUUAUUGUUAUUAUAAUUAUUAGUGUUAUUGUUUUUGACAUUGUGUUAUUAUGUUGGGAAUUUCUUUGUUUGGUGUUUUUUUUUUUAACAGCAACUGUAACCAAGGACUUUAGGAGUAUCCACACAAGGACUAGAAUGGAUAAACUUCCCAUUUUUCAAGAAUCACGUCGGAUCAAUUGACUGCUGGCAGUACUCUGUAUCUAAAAUCAGAAUUACAUCAGGAAAGCCUGGCUUUUUUAAGUGUCUUCACCAGAACAGUUAUUGCAAAGGUGGACACUGCUGUGCUGUAAAUAAAGCAGGAAAAACGGCAUUUCAUAACGAUGGUAGGAAUCCCGACAAACUGCAGUGGCAACAGCACAUCGUAAACUCCCAGGAACUUAAAUUUUAAGCCUACUCGCAGCAGGUCAACUGGCCUCAACUAAAGAUUUCUGUUCAUAUUCUUCCAUAAUAAGUUGCUGCCGAGUGUUUUUGCUUGUAUGUAAACAUCACAUCUCAGUGUUGUGUUCUCGACAUCUUGUUAUAAGCUGUUUAUAUUUGGAGGAAGGGUUCUUCUAAUGAAACAGAAGCUGAAAACAGAACAUUGCCUUCUCUUCUCUCUUCCUGUGAAGAUAGGUUAUUCCAGCAGGCAGCUAUAUGUCAGUCUGUGAUUAAAAAAUAUAUUAGAGAAAGCACCUUUUGUUGCCAGAUUGGUGAUUUUUAAUAAAUCUUAUAGAAAGUUUUGUUUAUAAACAUAUUAAAAACCCUAUAAACUACAAUGCUGUGAAACAGUAUUUGCCCACUUUGUUUGUCACACUUAAAUAUUUCUAAUCAUUAAGCAACAAAAUUCUUUUUCAAAUGAUGAUUUCAUUUCAACAGGAAAAAAGCUAUCCAAACCCACCUGGCAUUUAAUAUGUGAAAACAGUCUUUCACAUAUCUGUGGGGAAGAUUUUGACCAACUUUUUGUUUUACUUUAACCACACAGGAGGGGAUUUCAGGCAUAAACAGCCUGUUUGUGAUGAUGUCACAUAAUCUUAAUCAGAUUUAGGUCCAGACCUUGACUGGGUUACCUUCUAUUUUCUUUGAGUCAUUCAGAAAUGGACUUGCUAGUGUGCUUUCGACCAUUGGCCUGUUGCACAACUCGAGUGUGCUUGAGCUUAGGGUUUUUAAAGAUUUUAAAAAGUAGAUCAAAUGGUUCAAUUUCAGCAAGUCGCCAAGGUCCUGAAGCAGCAAAGUAGCCCCCAUAUCAUCACACUACUACCAAAACGUUUUAUCAUUUGUAGGAUGUUCUUUGUCUAAAAUGUUUUUAUUUAGAUUUCAGAUGUAACUGUAUUUUAACGGGUUUCAGAGAGCCUUUGUGUUCUGCGUGCACAGCAGUAGUGUUUGCCUUGAAACUCUCCCAUGGAUGCCAUUUUUUCCCAGUUUGUUUCCUAUUGUUGAAUCAUUGACAUUGGUUUUAGCUGAAGCAAGUGAAGCCUGCAGUGCUUUAGAUGUUGUUCUGGGUUGUUUUGUGACCAUUUGGAUAACUCAUUGAUGCACUUUUGAAGGGAAUCUUGGUAGGUCUGCCAUUCCUAGGAAGGUUCUCCACUGUUUUAUGUUUUCUCCAUUUGUGGAUUAUGGUCCUGACUUUGGUUCGCUGCAGGCCUUGGAAAUGGCUUUGUAACCCUUUCCCUAGUGAUGGGAAACAAAGUUUUCAACAUCUGUUUGUCCUUGAAUUUCUUUAGCUCAGGGCAUGUUGCUGCUUUUUGAGAUAUUUUGCCCUACUUCAUGUCAGUUUUUUUAAAGUGAUUCCUUGACUCUACAUGUCUAGGUGUGACUAGUGAAAUUGAACUGUGGUUAAUCACAGUUAAUUCAUGAUUUAACAAGGGGGUGAUUACAUUUUUACACAGAGCCUGGUUAGUUAAUAUCUUUUUCCCCCUUGAUAGAUGAAUUAAUGAUUUGAGAAUUAUUUUAUUUACCCAGGCUAUAUAUGUCUGGCAUUAAGAAAUGUUUGAUGAUCAAAAAAAUGUAAUACUUUUUCACAGCACUGUACAUUGUUUCUUCCAUUCCUACCGUUUUUUUUUGUAAAUAUUGGUGAAAAUAAUGUAAUCAGUCUAUACAAGUGUGCAGAUUUAUAGUGCUAUGAUGACUGGUGCUGUACUUUAUGUCUCAUCUGGUUACAAGAGAGCUUCUGCCUCUCUCUUUGUCCUGGCACGGAGCCAUCUUUUAUUACUGGUGCCACACACUAAUGGAAAUGAACACCUUUACAGAGUGAACAUCAUCAUGAUGAAUGGCCAAACCUGAAGAAAAAAACUAUACCACAGUCUUCAGACAGUGAAUUUUAAAUGUGCAUGGCAUGUACAGUGUAUGUAUGUAGUGUUUUGUCUAAAAUGUUGCUGUGGAUGUGUUAAUUGUGGGAAUUCAGAUCCUUUUUAGUUUGGGAAAUGCUAAAAGGUCAGAAAGGCUGAUUUCUUUUUUCAGUUCUCAUUGUCAGAUAGAGGAAGUAGAGGAAGAAAACAGGUUUACAUAUAUUUUUGUUAUGUGAAUCUGUUUUCUAUGUUUGGGAGGUCUGUGAGGUAAUGUAUCAUAAGCACACUUGGUGGUAAUGUAAUGACUUGUAAAAACUACUAUCUUUUCUUCUUCAUCAAUGUUGCUAACUAAUAAAUUAAAGCUCUAUAUUUUAUAAUAAUAAGUGUUCUCCAGUGUUUUACAGUAGUUACUAUUAAAGGAAUUAGGCAGUUCUACAGGAGCAAUAGUUUUGUUCGUAGUAGGCUAUACUUUUUUACACAUUUGCAUAGCAUAAUAAAGAUAUGUUAAGAUUAUAACUCAAUCAUUCUCUUUAUUACAAAGUCGAUCUGAAUAAAGAGUGAUCUUUAAAACACA